Molecule: messenger RNA, 3221 nt
Organism: Silurus meridionalis
Lineage: Eukaryota; Metazoa; Chordata; Actinopteri; Siluriformes; Siluridae
Product: Fc receptor-like protein 5
Exons: 12
Coding region: 717-2441 (574 amino acids)
Biological process (GO): cell surface receptor signaling pathway
Molecular function (GO): transmembrane signaling receptor activity
Source: RefSeq, a predicted model, not a curated record
GUUGUUUUAAAAAAAUGUCAAUUGUACAUUGUUAAAAAACAAAGAAAAAUACUUCUCUCAGACUUCUCUCUGCUCCAAAUGCCUCUAUCUGCACUUUGUAGUAGUUUUUCCAUUUUCUUAACACUGAGUGCAAUAAAACAUAACAUUUUAAAAGCUCGUAAAAUCAAUGGAACAUUUCCUUAUCGGUCAGGUGGGAGGUGGAGCAGUUGGUCAGCUGGUGUUCUUUUCUAUAACAAUGAUGUUAAUAGAUGAUGGAAUAAGUUCCUCCAGGCAGAUAUCACUAACUUUCAAGGAAGUACCAUAUGUUUCUCUUCAGCAUGUGAAAACACAAGAAAUGAUGACCAAACUGUCAGUGUCCUUUUUGUGUCUGGGUGUUGAAAAAGUUUGAAGGUUUUCUGAAAAGAGGAAGGAAGAGUAGAUGCAAAGUUUUACAUUUUAAAUGCACUCAUCGUCUCUUUCUUUAUUUAGUAGUGAUUAUAUGUGAGGUAGAAAACACAGGAAGUGCUGGGACAUUAACACACACCUCUGCUCUGUCAGUCAGUUAUUAGAAGGUUGGGAUGGAACUCAGUCAACUCCCUGUAAUACUCUGUGAGUGAAUGUUCUCUUUGUGUCUCUGCAGAGUGAAUGGUGAGGUAUCAAGUUGUUGUGGGUUAUAAAGUUGUUCAUGUGCAGUCUGAAUGUUCUGAGACAUGGUAGUUUAGAUUUUGUGACUACAGAUGAAUCAUGUGAGUUUGAUACAAUGUGCUGUUUCCAUGAAUAUACUGAAUCUUUUUCAUGUUUACAUUUUGUUCUCUGUUUCUGUUCUCUUUUCAGUGUUGGUUUCACUUUUACCAGUGACUCACGCUCAAGCUAAACCCAAACCGACUAUCAGAGUGAAUCCUCAGAGCUCCAUCUACACUGGAGACACCAUCACACUGAGCUGUGAGCUGCAGGAGAUGACUGCAUGGGAGUUUCUCUAUUAUUAUAGUAAUCAGCAAACAAAGUUGAAACCAGCAAACUCAUUUAAAGUGACAGUUAAUAAUACAGGAGAAACAGUGUUCUGGUGUCGUGCACGCACAAGAAAAUACUUCAACUACUACGACUACUACAACAACUACUACUACUACACAGAGUACAGUGAUCCUGUUCAGAUUACAGUAAAAGAGAGACCAUUAGUACUGAGUGGAUCUCCACAGAACUGGCUGACUGAAGGAGACUCAGUGACUCUAAGCUGUGAGGUUACAAACUCCUCUACAGACUGGACAUUCAGCUGGUACACAGUUGUUCCCUACAGAGACGGUGUAACUGCAAUACAAAAUACUCAUGGCUUUAUCAUGUAUGUGGAGCUUCUCUCAGACAGCAGCAGAGGAUCUGGAGGCUCCUACACUCUCAGUCCUUCUGCUCUUCAUCACACAGGAGUUUAUGUGUGUAGAGGAGAGAGAGGAGAACCAGCCUUUCACACACUGUACAGCAAUCCACAGCCUCUAUGGAUCUCUGGUGAAUCUCCUCCAGUGUCUCUGAUCAUUAGUCCCAGCAGAACUCAACACUUUACUCGUGACUCUCUCUCACUGAGCUGUGAGGACCAGAGUAACUCUACUGGAUGGACAGUGAGACGAUACACAGACAGUGAAGGAGUGUUAGAUUGUUCACAGUGGGGAUCAGUUACAGGAUCUACAUGUUACAUCAGCUUCCUCUCCACAAACUACACUGGAGUUUACUGGUGUGAGUCUGAAUCUGGAGAAAACAGUAAUCCUGUCAACAUCACAGUUCAUGAUGGUGAUAUGAUUCUGGAGAGUUCUGUCCAUCCUGUGACUGAGGGACAUCCUCUGACUCUACACUGUUUAUAUCGUAACACAAAUCCCUCAAACCUCCGAGCUGAUUUCUAUAAAGAUGGAUCAGUCGUCCAGAACCAGACUACAGGAGAGAUGAUCAUCUAUAAUGUCUCAAAAUCAGAUGAAGGUUUCUACCACUGUAAACACCCAGAGAGAGGAGAGUCACCGAGAAGCUGGAUCUCAGUCAGACAUUAUACACCCAGUGGUGGAUCAGUAGGAGUGACUGUUGGACUGAUUUUGGUCUUUUUGUUCAUUGUUUUGGUGAUUUUAAUGAUUCUGCUGUGGUUCUACAAAAUGAAGAAAAAAAAACAGCAGAAAUCCAAUCAGGAAUCUCAGUCAGGACACAAACUACUUCAGACUGGAAAUGAAAACCUUUAUGCCGCUGUGGAUCAGGCAGAUACGAGUGGAACAGAUGAAGCUGCAGCUGGAAGCAGUGAAGCCAUUUACGCACAGGUCAUGAAGAAAAAGAAGGCAAAGAAGAACAAUGGUACUGAUGCUGAACUCGGCAUGAAUGAUGUGACUUAUGCUGAGAUUCAACUAAAACCCAUGAAAAAAGAGAAGAAAGCACAAGAAAAGACCAGUGUGGGUGAUGAUACUGUUUACUCAGAACUGCAUCAGAACAUGAAGUGAUCCAUGUGUCUGUCUACACUGAUGAAGCUACAGAGAUCAAACUGAUAGAUGGAAAACUCUGAGAUUGUGUUUGUUGUCUGUUUUUUACUUUAAAUUUUCUGCUGUUAAACCAAACUGCUUUGAUUUAAACCUAAUGAUACCUGGUGGCUUUUGCUGAGAACUUGCUUGCAUCAACCAUCACACCAUUCCAGAGAGACACAACAUCAGGAUUUCACUGGAUGUGUGUUAAUAACAGAAAUUCAUUCCCUGGAAGUCAUUCUGAAGUUUUUAUUGAUCAACCACCCCACCAACUGGUUUCCUUGCCCUUAUCACUUUAACAUUCCCAGAGAAUAGGACCUGCCUAAGAGGCUCUACUGACUGGAGAAGUUCUUCACUCAGAUGCUCCUUGUUGUGUGGAGCCCAACACCAGAAAUCCAAACAUGGAGGUUGAACAAAUAUUACUGGAGGAAUUCUUUACCUUAUCUUUGUACCAGAUAUGCAAUUGUACGGUUGCUUAUACAGUAUCUGGACUUCCAGUUGGGUCAUGGAAAGGAGCAUCUGGGAACCAUUUGAUCCAUAAUAGUGGAAUGAGCUGAACUGUUCAGUGCAGCAGAAAUAAUAAACAAUGUUUGGCUGGAUUCAGUUUCAUAGUUAUGCAAAAUGAAAGACUGAAUUACAUUUAUAAAUGUUUGAAUGAACAGAUAUGUUUUUAAAUCCAGGAUAUUAUUUUGAAGCGUAACUUUUUUCACUGUCCUCAUUUGUCUAUUUAUGAAUCUAUUGCAAUUUAUACAUGAAAUAAAA